UCCAUUCCAACGGCUCGCGCUCUCAUUCGGGCAGAAAUACACAUUCUAUCCUGUGCGCUUGUCCAAGAAAGAAGUAUGGUGUUACUUACGAUAACGCCCUCCAUCGUGGAGGCCUUGGCGAUCAAAGAAUCCUCGAAAUCGGAAGCUGUCGAAGCUCAUCAUGACGACAACGAAACCGAUGCUGCCUCGCAGAAACCCGAUGAGCCAUCAUUAGACGAGCCUGAAGUUGGAAAGCCCAUAUCCCAUGGGCAGAUUGUCGAUCUCUGGAAGAACCUCAAAACGCAAGGCAACUCGCCCUACACCCUCGAGCAGCUCCUCCGCGGCGCAUCCAUCUACAUUCCUCCUCCACCUCCCAAGCCUGCACCCUCCCCCGAAUACAAAGCCCUCAUGGCCCGUCUCCGCCGCGAAGAAGAAGCCCGCGCCUACGAACGAAUGAUCAACCCGGUCCCGCAGCUCGAAACCUUCCACAACCGCUUUCCCAACGCCGCAUCCGCAUUUGCCGAAGUCAAUAAGCCCACCUCUGCCAGGGAUACCGGCGACAACGACGAUGCCGCGAUGAACGAGGUGCACCGGCAGGUGACGCUCAUAAUCAACUUCCUCAUCAGCAUAGCAGGUGUGGCGGGCACGCUGUGGAUCGCGGCGCGGUGGUGGAGUCUACCGUCGAGGCUGUUUCUCACGUUAGGGGGGAGUAUACUUGUUGCUAUAGCAGAAGUUACUGUGUAUUCGGGGUAUCAGUGGAGGAUGGAGGAGGGGAAGAAGAAGGAUCGCAAGGUGAGGGAGGUUAAGGAGGUUGUGGAGAGUUGGGUUGUGGGUAAGGAUGAUGGUGUAGAUGAGAAGACGGUGUUGAUUAAGGAGAAGGGAGCGGAUGAGAAUGAUGCGGUUAGGAAAAGAAGACCGGAACAGAAAUCGGAAGAAAAGGCCAACAUAUGA
Fusarium falciforme is the source of this 930-nucleotide messenger RNA. RefSeq lists its product as hypothetical. Gene Ontology annotation, biological process: vacuolar proton-transporting V-type ATPase complex assembly. The transcript has 2 exons. The coding region runs from base 76 to 930 and encodes 284 amino acids. The record is from RefSeq and is a predicted model, not a curated record. NCBI's taxonomy places the organism in Eukaryota, Fungi, Ascomycota, Sordariomycetes, Hypocreales, Nectriaceae. Gene Ontology annotation, cellular component: endomembrane system.